Molecule: messenger RNA, 2229 nt
Organism: Hemicordylus capensis (graceful crag lizard)
Lineage: Eukaryota; Metazoa; Chordata; Lepidosauria; Squamata; Cordylidae
Product: asialoglycoprotein receptor 1-like
Exons: 11
Coding region: 1-1077 (358 amino acids)
Molecular function (GO): signaling receptor activity
Source: RefSeq, a predicted model, not a curated record
AUGGACCGAGAUGGACGGCUGCUUCCCCCGGGGAUAAGGCAGUUUCCGACUUGUGUGAAGACUGUCAACCUUUUGACGGACGUCGGAAGUGCAGGAAUUUGUGUGGCCCAGCUGCGCAUUCAGUCCCAUCAGAGAACAAGCGAAGACCGACUCCAAGUUGGAGAAUGGCAAGCUCUUUGGUCAAGCGCCUUGGAAGCCCAGCCCCCAACAGAGCCCAGAGGUGAUGAGGAGGCCAGCAGCAAGCCUUGGGAUGUGGUGGACCAAGACACAGGAGGCUUCCGGAGAGCGGCGGCAGCAGGGCUGCCUUCGCCCCAGUCGCCCCGGAGACGCAUCUGCCCCACCAGCCGCCUCCUCCUGGUGCUGACGGUCUUCUGCGGCCUCCUCAGCCUCUCGGUGGUGAUCCUGGGCGUCAAGAGGGCUCACCUCGGCACAGGCCAGCAAGGCGCGCGGGAGGCCCUUCAGAGCUUCAACGUGACCUUCUCGAAGGGGCUGCUUGGCGGCCAGCACAAGGAGAACAGCACCAGAUCCAAGCUGAAGGUGCUGGAGACAAUGCUGAGCAGCCUGGGAAACAAGAUGGAGAAAGUCAAGACCCGGCUGAAAAACCAUCUGGAUUCCUUGCAGCGAGACUCCAGAAUUUUCCAUUGUGACUUAGUAGAGCUGAAAAGCAAUGGCAGCAAAACCGGCUGUUGCCCAAAGAACUGGGCGAUUUUCCACCAGAGCUGCUAUUGGACGACUCGGAUGAGGCUGCCAUGGGAAGAGGCGAAACUUGACUGUGAGAAAAAGUCUGCCCACCUGGUGAUCAUCAACUCACCUGACGAGAAGGCUUUUGUGAAUCAGCACAAGAGGUCGGACAUCUGGAUUGGCUUGACGGAUUCUAGCGGCAGCUGGAAGUGGGUGGAUGGAUCGUCCUACUCGCUUCGACAAGAGGACUGGGGUGAAGGUCAGCCAGACCACUGGUAUGGCCACGGCCUUGGUGGCGGGGAAGACUGCGUUCAAAUGUUCGCCAGUGGCCAAUGGAACGACAACCACUGCUCGCGUCCUCUCCCCUGGAUGUGUGAACUGGAGCUGAACGCCUAGCAUGAAGCAAAUGCAAACCCUCCGAGUCCUGCAGAGAGUCCCAUAUAACCGAUUUUAUCAUCAUCUUUGUAUAGAAUCGGCUAAGACAGGCUGCCCUCAGCCACCCCACUUUCUCGUCAGCGAUUGGCUGCUUGGGGUGAAUGUCACAGAAUGUUCAUGAGCAUUCCAACUGGGGGGCGGGGGGAGUAGAAGGGUUGGUCACAUACUACAUACAUGCGCCAGGGUAUUCCAGUGCACAGAGCAUUGGGUGGUCCUCCUGAAUUCUGAUCCCACUUUUGGCAUGGACUCAACUGGGUCAAGUCAGACAGCCUGAUCUGUUUUAUUGUUUACAUUUAUAUCCUGCUCUUCCUCCAAGGAGCCCAGAGCAAUGUACAUGGUUAUGUUUAUCCUCACAACAACCCUGUGAGGUAGGUUAAGAUACGUGACUGGCCCAGAGUCACCCAGUGAGUUUCAUGGCUGAAUGGGGAUUUGAACUCGGGUCUUCCCGGUCCUAGUCCAAUACUCUCUAACCACUUCACCACACUGGUCUUUUAAAAGUAGGAAUCAGGUUUGUGUGUGUAAGACAGAGGUUCUCAAGCUUGAGUCCCCGUUGUUCUUGGACUACAACUUCCAUCAUCCCCAGCCACAAUGGCCUUUGGGGGAUGGGAGUUGCAGUCCAAGAACUACAGGGGACUCAAGCUUGAGAAUCCCUGUGUAUUGGGUGGAAAGCUGGUCUUGUGGAAGCAUCGUUGAAUUGUCCUCUUUGCUAAGCAGGGUCCACCCUGGUUUGCAUAUGAAUGGGAGACUACAUUUGAACACUGUAAGAUAUCUCCCUCAGGGUCUGGGGCCGCUCUGGGAAGAGCCCCGGCCUGCUUGCAUGCAGAAGGUCCCAAUUUUCCUCCCUAGCAGCAUCUCCAAGACAGGGCUGAGAGAGGAGAUUCCUGCCUGCAACCUUGGAGAAGCCGCUUCCAGUCUGUGUAGACAAUCCUGAACUAGAUGGACCAAGGGGUCUGACUCAGUAGAAGGCAGCUUCCUCUGUCCCUAUGUCAAGGAGAGUAUGAGCAGUAUUGUGAUCCAACCCUAACCCUUCUGGGUAGGAGUCUGUUGGGUUGUGAAUUGAAAUCUAUAUCCAUCUAUGCUUAAACAGUUAAUAAAGUUAUUUUUUAAAGCAUA